AUGGCCUCUAAUCUAAAAGUCAUCUUCCUGCUUCUUUGGUCGCUUCAGUGUGGAGGGCAAAAUGUGGAUGUACAGCAGAAACCUCCAAUCCAUGUUGCACUGCUCAAGGAAGGAAUAUCCAUCCCCUGUAAAGUCAUCUUCCCUUACCUGCCAAAAUACACUAAAUUUUCAGUCUUCUAUUACUGGAUUGAUUCACUGGGCCAGAAAACAUCCAUCUCUAGAAAGCUGGAAAAUGUAAUCAUCCCUUCUGGAAAAGAGAAUACAACUGCUACACUAUCUUAUGACUACAGAAUCAUGCCACUUGAAAACACCUUUUCUACUGGCACAUACUACUGCAAGGUCGAAUGGAAUGACAUCCAGCAAACAGGAAAAGGAGUGUUUGUGCUUGCUAGAGGUACAGGGUACAUAGAGACCUCUUAUGGGUGGGGAGUCCUCAUUACCCUUACUGCUCUUCUUGCCACAUUGAGCAUCACCGCAACAGCUCUGUUUCUGUGGAAAAGAAAGGUGUUAUGCCCUAGAAGGAACCAGCUGAAUAUCCUGAGGCAGAAGGUGGAAACGCAGCCCCCUUCAGCCAACCUAUCAUCACCACCACCACCACCACCACCACCUUCUGUCUAUGACUGCCUGGAUUUGCAGCAAGUUGAUGUCUAUUCUUCUAUCCUUGAGAACAACACAAACAACCCGUCAUCCAGGAAGAGUCUUCCAGGGAAGAGACCUAAGAAGCAAACAACUCUAGAAGAAUCCUCUGAUACAUUGUAUGAGAAUAUCUAA
Molecule: messenger RNA, 771 nt
Organism: Balearica regulorum gibbericeps (East African grey crowned-crane)
Lineage: Eukaryota; Metazoa; Chordata; Aves; Gruiformes; Gruidae
Gene: NFAM1
Product: NFAT activating protein with ITAM motif 1
Biological process (GO): regulation of B cell differentiation; positive regulation of cytokine production; positive regulation of B cell receptor signaling pathway
Cellular component (GO): membrane raft
Molecular function (GO): transmembrane signaling receptor activity
Source: RefSeq, a predicted model, not a curated record